AUCAGAGCGCAGCAGAGUGACUCGCGGUGAGGGAACGGUGCAUUUAACAACCUUUCCUCAGGUCUCUCAGUCCCCGACCCUCUAUAACUCGGUUUAUCUCGGGUUAGGAUCCCUUCAGACCCUCCUCGCUGCUCCAGGAUCCUCUACAGACCUUUAUAACCUCACUUCACACUGUGUGGUGUCGUUUGUGUACAUCAGCAGACACACCCUCCGAGUUCAGGAGCCCAAGACUGGAAUCCGUGUAAUUUAAUUACCUUAAAACAGACUGAGACAUGGCAUACCCAGGGUACGGAGGUGGACCAGGACCCGGAGCGGAUCCUCUCUACGGAUACUUCUCCGCUGUAGCAGGACAGGAUGGACAGAUCUCUGCGGACGAGCUGCAGCGCUGCCUCACUCAGUCUGGCAUCUCUGGAUCAUACAAACCGUUCUGCCUGGAGACCUGCAGACUGAUGAUCAGCAUGCUGGAUCGGGACAUGUCCGGCACCAUGGGCUUCCAUGAGUUCAAGGAGCUGUCUCAGGUUAUAAACGGCUGGAAGUCUACCUUUAUGUCCUACGACCGAGAUCACAGCGGAACGGUGGAGGGUCCUGAGAUGCAGCACGCCAUCACCGCCAUGGGUUUUCACCUGAGCCCUCAGGCCAUGAACAUCAUCAUGAAGCGCCACAGCACCAACGGCCGAGUCGCUUUUGAUGAUUUCAUAACCUGCUGCAUAAAACUCCGAGCCCUGACCGAUCAGUUCCGAAGGAGAGACUCGAGCGGGAGUGGACAAGCAAUGUUUCAGUACGACGACUUCAUCCAGGUCACCAUGAGUAUAUGAAGAGGAAAGGACAGAACGAAGGGAACACUCCAGCCUUUAAAAACCACUCAUAUUGACACCGUGUAAUUUCAUCUUUAUGUAUUUGAUGUGUUUAAUGUCUUCAUCACAUUCCAUUUUAAAAUGAAGCUUUCAGAAAUAACAGCUGAACCCGUUUGUAUCCACAGAAGAGAGCAUGCAGACUAACAGGGAUUAUAUCAUCUCUUUUAUAUCUUUGUACCUCAAGAGUCACAACAUGAGACCACGAAUCCACUGAAAGCCCCUGUGAGGGAUUCUUAACUGGUCGUAUGACAGAGUGAAAUUAAUACUGCGGCCUCUUUAUCACCUACAGCAGCAGAUAACACCCUCAGCAGCAUGAUUUACAUUUUCAGUGUUGUUGAAGAAGGCAGGAUGAAAGUAUCUUCAUUUUUUCAGAUGUUAAAGUUUGACCACAAGGGGGCGCCAAAAUGUAAACAAACCAAAAGUUCCUCAGCAGCUUCGAAUAUGAUCACGUCAGGAGUGGAUAAAUCUAUUAGCAUGUAAUGUUGUAACCUGGAUUGUAUUCUCUGUAUAACAAUGAUUUUACACUUUUUGAUUGUCUGUUUUUUUUAACACAUGAUGAGCGACUGAAACAUAGAAAGAAAAUCAAAAUCCUACAUAAAAUCUAACCAUUUUACCCGUCCUUAUUCGGCCUGAUUUUGUUACAUUUUGGGGUUUUUUAUGUCUUUAUUUAGAGAGGACAGGAGAAAGGAUGGAGCAGGAAACUGAGACAUAGAGCAGGGAGUUUAUGCAGGAAGGGAGCCUACUUUAGGACAAAGGUUUCUGUUGGGGACGGGGGGCGGGGCUUAAACACAAGACCAGACCUGCUUCCCCUUUUAUUUAGAAUGUUAAAAAAAACUGAAUCUUAUUAAACCUUAUAUGCUCAGCAGCAAUAUAAA
Molecule: messenger RNA, 1729 nt
Organism: Notolabrus celidotus (New Zealand spotty)
Lineage: Eukaryota; Metazoa; Chordata; Actinopteri; Labriformes; Labridae
Gene: sri
Product: sorcin
Exons: 8
Coding region: 273-815 (180 amino acids)
Molecular function (GO): calcium ion binding
Source: RefSeq, a predicted model, not a curated record